AUGGCAUUUAGUAAUCAGAGUAAUUGGAGUAAUCCACAAUAUAGUAGAGAUGAACAGAUUCGCUCGGUUGAAGAUCUUGACAGAAAGCGAAGAGCGAUAUUCCAAGAAAUUGACAAUACUCAGUUUGGCUGGUUUCAUAUCCGAACAUGUAUAGUAACUGGAAUAGGAUUUUUUACAGACGCUUAUGACUUAUUUGUUAUAAAUCUGGUAUCAUCGAUGCUUGGUAUCAUAUAUUUCGAAGGCAAUCUGCCCCAUAAUAUUGAUUUGGGCCUGAAGAUGUCCGCAGCAGUUGGAACAUUAAUUGGACAAAUAUUCUUUGGAAUAGCAGCUGAUCGAUAUGGAAGAAAAAAGAUGUAUGGAUAUGAGCUCAGUAUAAUGAUAAUUGCUACUCUGGGACAAAGUCUCUCUGGUGAAUCACGCACGUUACCGAUUUAUACUUCGAUAAUAAUGUGGCGAAUUCUUCUUGGAAUAGGAAUAGGUGGUGAUUAUCCAAUGUCCGCUGUAAUAACAAGUGAAUUUGCAACAAAGAACAGAAGAGGUUCUAUGAUGGCGGCUGUAUUCUCCACUCAAGGCUUCGGAAUAUUAUCAGCUGCUAUAUGCUCUGUCUGUGUGUUGGCAAUCUAUAAAGAAGAAAUUCAAUUAAAUUCAUUGAAUGUGGACUAUGUAUGGCGUAUAGUAACCGGGAUAGGAAUUCUUCCUGCAUGUGUAGCACUUUAUUUUCGGCUCACAAUACCAGAGACACCACGUUAUACAAUAGAUGUAGAACGAAAUAUUGAUCAAGCAACGAAUGAUGUCUUGUUGGUCGUGAAGCAAGGAAAAUCUGCGGUUAUGAUUGAUGAUUAUACUUCAGUUUAUAUAGAUGUUCCAAGACAUAAUUGGGAAGAUUUUAAAAGUUACUUCGGGAAAUGGGAAAAUGCUAAAAUUUUAAUUGGGACUAGUCUAAGCUGGUUUGUACUUGAUAUUGCGUUCUAUGGAAUAGGAUUGAACAACUCGAUUAUUUUACAUGCAAUUGGAUUUAGUGAUUCCACAGAUACAUAUAAGCAAUUAUGGAAUAUGUCAGUAGGCAAUAUCCUUGUUAGUAUGCUUGGUACUGUUCCAGGAUAUUGGUUUACAGUAAUUUUUAUAGAAAAAUGGGGCAGAAAAUUUAUUCAGAAAAUGGGAUUCUUGGUUUUGACUGUAUUGUUUCUGAUCCUUGGUUUUGGAUAUGAAAUAAUAAAAGAAACGUCACUAGUUCUAUUUAUUACACUUUUUUCGCUUUCUCAGUUUUUCCUAAAUUUCGGUCCAAACUCGACAACUUUUAUUAUACCAGGAGAGGUUUUUCCAACUCGUUAUCGAUCAACGGGACACGGAAUCUCGGCAGCAUGGGGAAAAUUCGGAGCAAUCAUCGCACAAAUAGGAUUCAUUCAACUAAAAGAUAAAGGCGGACCAAACGCAUUUGUGAAUCGUUUAUUAAUUUUUUUCGCAGUAUUCAUGUUUUUUGGAUUUGUAAUAACCCAUUUCUUAGUACCUGAGACGAAAAAACAGUCAUUAGAACAAUUAUCAAAAGAAAAACAAAUUGGAUUUGUAAGGGAAAGAGUUCCACCUGGCCUUGUGGUACCGUUUCCAGAUGAAUUUUAUGAUGAUGAUGAAUAUAACGCAUAUCUCCAACAUCAAGUAGUGGCAGGUAGCAGUAGAGAUCCUCAAUUCAUGACCGGCUGGUCGGAAUCAGAGGUUGAACCCACACGGCUGGCUAAUGACUUCCCAAAAUGCGACACUACUCCAUAG
Messenger RNA from Ambispora gerdemannii, 1764 nucleotides. NCBI's taxonomy places the organism in Eukaryota, Fungi, Glomeromycota, Glomeromycetes, Archaeosporales, Ambisporaceae. The record is from the annotation of a GenBank genome assembly.